CCCAACCACCCAACUAUCUCUCCCCAAAAACUUAAAAAACGCGUUUUUGCUUCCCUCUUUCGGCUUUGUAAUGUUCUUUUCCGACUCUUGUCCCCCUUUCUCUUCCAAAUAUAAACCCCACAAUUCUUCCUUUCAACCAUAUUAACCCACCACCACCACUCUCCUUCCUCCUCCUCCAUGGCUCCUCUUACACUCCACUCCAACUGUUUCAUCGUCUUCCUCCUCUUCAUCAACUCCUUCUCCUUCUCCUUCUCAAUUCAGAACACCCCAUUAAACAACUCUCUCUCCUUCUCUCUCUCUUACCUUCCUCUCUCUCACAAAUCCGCUGCAACUAAGCUUCUACGCAAUUCCCUCCCUCAAUCAACACCAUCAUCGACGUCGAAUCCCAAUCACAAGCUAUCGUUCAAGUAUUCAAUGGCUCUGGUUGUUUCUCUUCCAAUCGGAACUCCACCACAAGCGCAACAGAUGGUUUUAGACACCGGUAGCCAGUUAUCAUGGAUCCAGUGCCACAACAAAACCCCUACGGCGUCGUUUGAUCCGUCUCUCUCGUCCUCUUUCUCUAUCCUCCCCUGUAAUCACCCUAUUUGUAAACCACGAGUUCCCGAUUUUACCCUCCCCACCACUUGUGACCAAAAUCGCCUUUGCCACUACUCUUACUUCUACGCAGAUGGUACUCUCGCCGAGGGUAAUUUAGUCCGAGAAAAAAUUACGUUUUCUCGUUACCAAAGUACCCCUCCUAUCACCCUCGGAUGUGCUACUGCCUCCGACGAGGCCGAGGGUAUUUUGGGAAUGAACCUCGGACGAUUGUCCUUCGCUUCACAAGCUAAAAUUUCCAAGUUCUCUUAUUGUACUCCUACACGUCAAAAUAAUGCCAAAAUUAAACCCUCCGGAGCUUUUUACCUAGGUCAAAAUCCUUACUCCAAAACAUUUAAAUACGUUGACAUUUUGACUUUUCCCGAUAGUCAACACUCUCCUAAUUUUGACCCUUAUGCAUACACCCUCGGGUUAAACGGUAUCCGAAUCGGAGCGAAACGAUUAAAUAUUUCGCGAUCAGUGUUUCGACCGGACGCCGGUGGGUCCGGUCAGACACUGAUCGACUCAGGUACUGAGUACACUUACUUAGUGGACGAAGCGUAUAAAAAGAUCCGGGAAGAGAUUCUCCGACUCGCGGGGUCAAGAUAUAAAAAAGGGUACGUGUAUCGUGGAUCGUUGGAUUUGUGUUUUCAAGGAAAUGCGAUGGAGAUCGGACGGUUGAUAGGGAACAUGGUGUUUGAACUUGACAAGGGUGUGGAAGUAGUGAUUGGAAAAGAGAGGGUAUUGGAUGAUGUGGGCCGUGGGAUUAGUUGCUUGGGGAUCGGACGAUCGGAAGGACUAGGUGUUCCUAGUAAUAUUAUAGGGAAUUUUCAUCAACAAAAUCAAUGGGUGGAAUUUGAUAUUGUGAAUCGAAGAGUGGGGUUCGGUGUAGCUGAUUGUAGCAGAUCAGUGUGAGUAAAGGAAUGCCGGUUCAAAAUGUGGUAAAUAUGGUAAUCGUGUACACGUUUGUAUACGUUUCUUGGAUUGCAUGUGUAAUCUAGUGUGUGCUGUCACACAGGCACUAUAGUGUACUUUUUGUAUAAACACACAAGUAAAUGAAAUCUCCUACUUUUGCUUUGCAUCA
Molecule: messenger RNA, 1657 nt
Organism: Lactuca sativa (garden lettuce)
Lineage: Eukaryota; Viridiplantae; Streptophyta; Magnoliopsida; Asterales; Asteraceae
Product: aspartic proteinase PCS1
Biological process (GO): proteolysis
Cellular component (GO): extracellular region
Molecular function (GO): aspartic-type endopeptidase activity
Source: RefSeq, a predicted model, not a curated record